Messenger RNA from Vigna radiata var. radiata (mung bean), 649 nucleotides. RefSeq lists its product as uncharacterized. The record is from RefSeq and is a predicted model, not a curated record. The coding region runs from base 96 to 398 and encodes 100 amino acids. Lineage: Eukaryota; Viridiplantae; Streptophyta; Magnoliopsida; Fabales; Fabaceae. The transcript has a single exon.
ACCUCAUCUCAACAACUCCACAGAUUUUCACAUUCUUCAAUCAUCUGAAUUUUGAUUAGUUAUUGAAAAAAUUGUGUCAUCCGAAGAAUUUGAUAAUGGAAUCAGGAUGUUGCUUUUGCUUCUUCUCGAGCAAGAAGAGUGUUGUUGUUGGAAGGAAUGGCAGAAGCAGUUCAGAAGAGGUUCAGUGGGGAAAGAAUGAUGAGAUGCUAUCUGACAGAAGCACGUUUUCUGUGAAAGAACAAGAAAAGAGGUUGAAGAAAGCUUUGGAAGAGGAAGAAAAGGUUAGCAAGGAAGCAGAGAGGGUUGUCCAAUGGGUCAAGCACGAAUCUGCAAAAAUUCAUCUUUCUGCAGUCAAAUCAGUUCUUAAUGAACCUCAAAAAGAAUCAAAUGUUGUGUAAAACAUUAUUGUCACUUUCUUUUGAGAAAUUAUUGUAUAUGUUUCAUAGUAUUAUGGGUGGCUUCCUUUUCAUUUUAGAUCAAUUUUUGUGUCAAGUUGAAAUUGGAUCAUUUAAUAAUUUCUGGUUUCUUUAGCUUCAAGUUAUGAAUCAUUGGUAUUGUUGAAGAAGAUAUGCCUGUUGACCUUGUCCACAAAGGACUGUGUUGGACUUUUCAAGAAAAAAAUCUAUAUGCAUCAAGAAUUCAAAUUACA